AUGGCACAAAGCCUCGUUCAGGUCCAGUUCCAGCGACCCGAAGAGCCUCGCAGCAUCGGCGCAAAGCUUGGUCCUGGAUCUGGCCAUCAAGAACAGCAGCCACGCAAUAUGAACCGCCCAGAGACCGAAAGCUCGUCGCCGGUCAACCAGAAUGGGUCUUUUGCGGUCGACCGUGUCCUCAAGAGCGGAUCGCUCCGCAGACGUACGCGCAAGACCAAGUCUUGGAAGUCGAUCUACCUUGUCAUGCGCCCCAACCGACUGUCGAUAUACAAGGAUGAGAAGGAGGACAGGCUGCGACAUCAGAUCUACUUGAACGACCUGACUGCUGUCGCGUUCCUCAAAGAUCCCAAACACAAGCGCGAACAUAUAUUUGGUCUCUUUUCGCCCUCCAAGAACUUCCAUUUCGAGGCUCCCACGCAGAAAGAAGCUGAGGAAUGGGUAUAA
Emericellopsis cladophorae is the source of this 444-nucleotide messenger RNA. RefSeq names its product putative PH domain-containing protein PB16A4.02c-like protein. The coding region runs from base 1 to 444 and encodes 147 amino acids. Lineage: Eukaryota; Fungi; Ascomycota; Sordariomycetes; Hypocreales; Bionectriaceae. Gene Ontology annotation, molecular function: phospholipid binding; protein binding. The record is from RefSeq and is a predicted model, not a curated record. The transcript is spliced from 2 exons.